Penicillium verrucosum is the source of this 495-nucleotide messenger RNA. RefSeq lists its product as uncharacterized. The coding region runs from base 1 to 495 and encodes 164 amino acids. The record is from RefSeq and is a predicted model, not a curated record. NCBI's taxonomy places the organism in Eukaryota, Fungi, Ascomycota, Eurotiomycetes, Eurotiales, Aspergillaceae. The transcript is spliced from 3 exons.
AUGCCCGUCGGACCUCGAGUAUCCAAAGAAGAAUUCAUGCACGCAUUGGGUCUAAACCCCCAAGACCCUCAUCAUGAGCAAUACUACCGCGCCAUGCGAGACGAAGCAAUCAUUGUCUACAACCGCAUGAACCUCGACACCGCAAACCUCCUCGACAACGUGCGCGCCGACCCAACAACCCGCCCGCCCUUUUUCUGGCACCACAUCCGCCCAGACUGCCAGCGCUGGGCGAUCCUCGAGAUAUGUCACAAUGCGCCGCCGCUCGUGCGCGGCUUGUUCGAGCGCGGGGCGACGAAUGGCGAAUACGGCCCGAAUUGGGUCGCCGGUUGGUUGUUGUAUAGUGUUUUUCGGUCGCGCGAUGUGAGGAAUAAUCGGAAUAGGAGGAAGGGGGAGACUGGUGGUUCUGCGGGUUCGGAGUCUGAUAAACGUACGAGGCAGGAGGAGACGACGCAGCCGAAGAAGUACUAUGAUCCUGUGCGAAAUGGGACACUGUGA